Molecule: messenger RNA, 1059 nt
Organism: Pestalotiopsis fici W106-1
Lineage: Eukaryota; Fungi; Ascomycota; Sordariomycetes; Amphisphaeriales; Sporocadaceae
Exons: 1
Coding region: 1-1059 (352 amino acids)
Source: RefSeq, a predicted model, not a curated record
AUGCAAGGUGCAAUCUACAAGGCUCUAUUUGAUGUAAAAGCCCAGCCCGUGUUCAAUUGCACAUCUAGAUGUCUCUGGAAGGAGAGUUAUAUUUCCUUAGGGUUCAAAACAACUUGCACCGAUGUCACGGUCGAGACACAUGCAACCAUUCGUCAGGAUAAUUACACUGGGAUGGGUCAUUGGUUCAAUAUGACAACGCCAGGGGAUAUUCCCCUUAGGGCAGGAUACUCGGCAUCAAGUUGGCUCACACUAGCCCACGUAGCUGCCGAUGACCUUUUGGCGAAGUAUGCUGGGGGAACACCAAUAGAUGGAAUCCCCAUCUCGCCCGAGUUUGCACGUAUCGCUGUUCUCACGGGGGCUGUUGACCAAGACGGCAAUUCUGGGUUUGUUCAAGACAUCUACCCUGCCGGCUGGACAAUAUUCGAGUGCACCAUCGGUCUCGCGGCGUACGAGUACUCCAACAUCUCAGCAUCCGGCAACCAAUUUAUCAUUGGGAAAACUACUACCAUCCCGCUAACGGAGGGACAGCUGAAAGCAACAAUGUUGACAUUUUCUCAGGCAAAUAUACCCAAUAUGACGGUGCAAGGGAUCGACCUCGCGGGUCUGAACGCAUUCUUCACCUCGAGCCGUUUCAGCGGAUCCACCUACUCGGGAGAGUCUCGGCCCAGCGAGUCAACCGGCAUGGGCGACGUCAUGCGCAAGUCCGAUGUGCCGACGCUAUUUGAGAAAAUGGCAGACAGCAUGACGGAACAGCUGCGCUCGAGCUACAACCUCACGGCCGAGGGCUUCGCGGUUGAGUCUGUUGUUUUUGUUCAAGUGCGCUGGCAGUGGCUGUCCCUACCCAUUUUUGUCCUCGUGGCAGCGGCAUGUCACCUGGGCCACACAAUGGCGAGGUGCCAAAGUGACCAACUUCCUCUGUGGAAGUCAUCCGUUGUGGCCAUACUAUUUCAUGACCUGAUCAGAGGCAGACAAUCGAAAGAUGCGAUGCGUACCAACCUGCAAAGCAAAAGCCAAUUGGAAGCGCUGGCAAAGGGGACUUGGGUUACAGUAGAGGCAUAG